GCUGGACGAGGACUUGACCUUCGAUGAGGAGGCAGUGGGCGUGGCCAGAAUCCGCCGCGAGGCCGAGGUGGCGCCCGUGGCUCCGCCCUACCAGGAGGUCCCCAGUGCGAAGGCGACGCUGACGAAGAGGCAGAGUGGGUGGGGCUUCUGGGGCAGCAGCUCUGACGAUGAAGACGAUGAUGUCGGUUCGGCUAUCGAAGGCUCCGGCGUCGAGAAGGUCAUCUACCGCGUGAAGUUCCAAGUCAACCUGACCUGGCGGGUCGAGUACAGCAACAAGCAGGGCACCUACUUCCGCGACCUGGCCACCGAGAUCCGAAACGCCUUCGAGAUCAUCCUGAGGCCGGUGUCGGGCGACAAGACGCUCUUCGUCUCGAACAUGAAGCGGACGCCGACGAACUACGUGGAGGUGACGAUGGACAUCAACUACGAGGGCUUCGGCGACCAGAGCGGCGCCCUGGAGCGCAGGAUCCGCGAGGCCCUUGGCACGAGCCGCCUGGGAAGCAUCCCCGUCAACACGCAGUUCUUCCGCUUCGAGGACCACGGGUCUGCAGUGACCUCCCCCACGGCCUGCCCCCCCGGGAAGUGGCGCUGCUCCUCGGGACGGUGCGUGGGGCGCUGCGACGGCCGGGACGACUGCCUCGACAAAUCCGACGAGCAAGACUGCAUCACGUCGUCCUCCUCCUCGAUCACGGGCUCUAAGGCGGAUGAGGGUUGUCGCGGAGAUGACCAGUUCCGCUGUGCAGGUCCCGACGAUGUUUAUGUGUGUGAAGUACAGCGGUGCGACGGUCACGCUGACUGCCCGGAAGGAGAUGACGAAGAAGGCUGCGAUUGUGCGCCAGGGAACUUCGUUUGUGAUGGUGUGAGAUGUGUGCCUAAUGAAAAGAAAUGCGAUGGAACGAGAGACUGCGUGGAUAACUCGGACGAGGAAAAUUGUGCACGACCAACGUGUCGUUCGGACGACCAGGGACCCAGGACGUGUGACGAUGGCACGACCUACGCCUGUUUCUGUGACGGUGUGAGGGAGUGUCCCCGAGGAGAGGACGAGGCCGGGUGCGCCUCAAGCGGGUGCAGACAGGACCAAUUCUCCUGUGACGACGACACGCAGUGCAUCGAGAGCAGCCAAGUGUGCGACGGCGUCCAGGAUUGCUUCGACAACGCUGACGAAGACCCGGCCAAGUGCUUCGUGACACCCGCACGACCAACGUGUCGCUCGGACGACCAGGGACCCAGGACGUGUGACGACGGCACGACCUACGCCUGCUUCUGUGACGGCGUGAGGGAAUGUCCCCGAGGAGAAGACGAGGCCGAGUGCGGCGCCAGCGGGUGCAGACAGGACCAAUUCUCCUGUGACGACGACACGCAGUGCAUCGAGAGCAGCCAAGUGUGCGACGGCGUCCAGGAUUGCUUCGACAACGCUGACGAAGACCCGGCCAAGUGCUUCGUGACACCCGCACGACCAACGUGUCGCUCGGACGACCAGGGACCCAGGACGUGUGACGACGGCACGACCUACGCCUGCUUCUGUGACGGCGUGAGGGAAUGUCCCCGAGGAGAAGACGAGGCCGAGUGCGGCGCCAGCGUGUUGCCAACAACAACGACCUCAACAACCACAACAACCACAACAACGACCUCAACAACCACAACAACACCCGUACCGUCUACAACAACACCUCCUACUACUACAACGACAUCAACAACAACAACGAGAGCACCGCUGCUCACCUGUCCCCAAGGCCAGCAGCAGCUGAUCCGGUGCACCGACGGGGUUACCUUCGCCUGUCAGUGUGACGGGAUCGAGCAGUGUCCAGACGGGGGCGAUGAGGCUUCACUCAUAUGUGACUGCCCCUCCACCAUGUUCUCCUGCGACCAAGGCUCGGUCUGCAUCGAUCUCAGCAAGACCUGCGACAACCGAGCAGACUGCUACGACGGCACGGACGAGCUGGGAUGCGCCACUGUCGUACCUUGCCGUUCUGACGAAUUCACGUGCAAAGACGGGAGUUGCGUCGCUAGCUUCCGCCGUUGCGAUUACAUUCAGGACUGUCCCGACGGCGAGGACGAAUCCUUCUGCCCAUGCGAGCCCCCUAACUUCGAGUGCAUCAGUGGCAUGUGCAUCACGCCGGAGAAGCGCUGCGACGGAGUCAAGCACUGUGACGAUGGCUCGGACGAGGAAGUCAACUGUCCAUGUUCCGAGGGCGAGUUCAGUUGCCUCAACGGCCAGUGUGUGGCCGAGAAUCUGCGGUGCGAUGGCGAGCACGACUGUGACGACCAGUCAGACGAAGUGAACUGCUCAGAAUGUUCCGAAGAUGCUUACCUUUGCGGCGAUAAGCACUGCAUUCCCAAAGAAAACGUCUGCGACGGAGUCACCGAUUGUGAUACCGAUGAAUUAGAGUGCUGUGAAGGAUCAGGGAGUUUCGAGUGUGAAAGUGAUGGCACUUGUCUUGGUUCUGACAAAAUGUGUAAUGGGAUCAAAGAUUGUCCCAAUGGCGAGGAUGAGAAAGGCUGUCCUGGUGAAAUGUGUCAGCCUGGGGAAUACAGGUGCAAGAACGGAGACUGCAUUCCCAUCUCCCAGCGGUGUGACGGCCUCGCCCAGUGCAGGGACCAAUCUGAUGAAUCUGGUUGCCCUUGUCGGUCAGAUCAAUGGACCUGUAGCAGUGGUUCAUGUAUACCAAAUGAAUACAGGUGUGAUGGUAGAUAUGAUUGUCCUGACUACAGUGAUGAAGAUAAUUGUGAUUCAGUAUGCAGUUCAUCAGAAUGGAGAUGUGGGGAUGGAUCAUGCAUACCAAUUACGGGAAGGUGUAAUGGUCGUUAUGAAUGCCCAGACUAUACUGAUGAAGAUAACUGUGAAGUGUGUGGGCCAUUGGAGUGGAUGUGUGGAGAUAAUUCAUGCAUACCAAUAGAGGCAAGGUGUGAUGGUCGAGAUGACUGUCGAGACUACACAGAUGAACUUGACUGUAGAGCUUGUCAUCCGGAUGAAUGGACAUGCGGGAAUAAUGACUGUAUCCCAGGAAAUGAGCGUUGUGAUGGAGUGCCUCAGUGUCCUGAUGGUUCAGAUGAAGAGAACUGCAGACCUGCAUGUGGUCCUGAUGAGUGGACUUGUAGGAAUGGUGACUGUAUCCCAGGCUAUCAGCGUUGUGACAGAACACCUCAGUGCAUAGAUCGUUCAGAUGAAGAGAACUGCAUAUCUGAACCUGCAUGUGAUUCAACGCAGUGGACUUGUGGUGAUGGAACUUGCAUACCCCAAGAAGGCCGUUGUAAUGGACGCUAUGAAUGCCGAGACUAUAGUGAUGAAGAACAGUGUCCAGAAUGCAGUCCUGGGGAAUGGACUUGUAGGAGUGGGGACUGCAUUCCUGCCUCUCAACGUUGUGAUAGAGUACCACACUGCCGUGAUGGUUCUGAUGAAGAGAACUGCCUACCUCCCCCUGCAUGUGGUUAUUUGGAAUGGACUUGUAGGGACGGAACUUGCAUUCCUCAGCAAGGACGAUGUGAUGGUCGUUAUGACUGUCCAGACUAUACUGAUGAGGAAGGUUGCCAACGAGCAUGCACUUCUGGGGAAUGGCGAUGUAGUGAUGGAACCUGCAUUCCACUGCAAGCACGAUGUGAUGGUCGAUAUAACUGUCCAGACUAUACUGAUGAGGAAGGUUGUUCACCAGCUUGUGGUAAUGGGGAAUGGACUUGUGAGGACCGAACUUGCAUCCCACAACAAGCACGCUGUGAUGGUCGUUAUGAUUGUCCGGACUAUACUGACGAAAACGGGUGCCAGUCAGGCUGCAGUCCUGGUGAAUGGACUUGCAGAAAUGGAGACUGUAUCCCUGACUAUCAGCGUUGUGACAGAACACCUCAGUGCCUUGAUCGUUCAGAUGAAGAGAACUGCAGACCUGAACCUGCUUGUGGUUCUGGGGAAUGGACUUGUAGGGACGGAACUUGUAUUCCUGAACAAGCAAGGUGCGAUGGUCUGUAUGACUGUCCAGACUAUACUGAUGAGGACAGUUGCCAAGCUUGCAUGCCAGAAGAGUUUGCCUGUCAUGAUGAUGGCAUCUGCAUCCCAAAGAGCCUGGUGUGUGAUGGGAGACCAUACUGUCGUGAUGAUUCAGAUGAAAAAAACUGUUCUACGCCCUCACAAUGCCCAGAAGGAGAGUUCCAAUGUGCUGAUGGAAUUUGCAUUCCAAGCUACCUUGUAUGUGAUGGUCAUAGCUACUGUAGAGAUGGUUCCGACGAAUGGGGCUGCUCGUCUUGCAAUUCUGUAACGGAAUGGCAGUGUGAUGAUGCCGAGUGUAUUGACCGCAGACUACGUUGUGAUGGCAAACGGGACUGUCCUUAUGACAAUUCUGACGAACGUGAUUGCCCUUACACGUGUCGGCCAGAUCAGUUCCGUUGUGAGAAUGGAGAGUGUCUUGACGCCAGCCAGCGUUGCAAUGGAAGAGAGGAAUGCAAUCGUGGGGAAGAUGAACGAGGAUGUGGUCCGUUCGAGUUCCAGUGUGAUAGUGGACAUUUGAUAGAUCAACAAUACAGAUGCAAUGGUGUUGUUGAAUGUCCAUUAGAUCAAUCAGAUGAAGAAGGAUGCAGAUGUAGGUCUGAUGAAUGGACUUGUAGGAAUGGGGACUGUAUUCCAAGUUAUCAGCGUUGUGAUGGAACACUUCAUUGCAUUGACCGCUCAGAUGAGGAGAACUGCAGGCCAGAACCACCUGGAUGUGGGUCUGGUGAGUGGACUUGCAGGAAUGGGGACUGUAUUCCAAGUUAUCAGCGAUGUGACAGAACACCUCAGUGCAUUGACCGUUCAGACGAGGAGAACUGCAUACCCGAAUGUGGUCCUAGUGAGUGGACUUGUAGGAAUGGGGACUGUAUCCCAGACAGUCGACGUUGCGAUGGAACACCUCAGUGUAUUGACCGCUCAGAUGAAGAGAACUGCAGACCUGAACCACCUGGAUGUGGGUCUGGUGAAUGGACUUGCAGGAAUGGGGACUGUAUUCCAAGAUAUCAGCGUUGUGAUGGAACACUUCAGUGCAUUGACCGCUCAGAUGAAGAGAACUGCAGGCCAGAACCACCUGGAUGUGGGUCUGGUGAGUGGACUUGCAGGAAUGGGGACUGUAUUCCAAGUUAUCAGCGAUGUGACAGAAUACCUCAGUGCAUUGACCGUUCAGAUGAGGAGAACUGCAUACCUGAAUGUGGUCCUGGUGAGUGGACUUGUAGGAAUGGGGACUGUAUCCCAGACAGUCGACGUUGCGAUGGAACACCUCAGUGUAUUGACCGCUCAGAUGAAGAGAACUGCAGACCUGAACCACCUGGAUGUGGGUCUGGUGAAUGGACUUGCAGGAAUGGGGACUGUAUUCCAAGAUAUCAGCGUUGCGAUGGAACACUUCAGUGCAUUGACCGCUCAGAUGAAGAGAACUGCAGGCCAGAACCACCUGGAUGUGGGUCUGGUGAGUGGACUUGCAGGAAUGGGGACUGUAUUCCAAGUUAUCAGCGAUGUGACAGAACACCUCAGUGCAUUGACCGUUCAGAUGAGGAGAACUGCAUACCUGCUUGUGGACCCAAUGAAUUCACCUGUGUGUCCAGUGGCCUCUGUAUCAGUGAAUAUGGGCGUUGUGAUGGUAGACCAGACUGUAGGGAUGGUUCUGAUGAACAAGGCUGUGAAACCCUGUGCCAUCCCGUAGAAGAAUGGCAAUGUGCCAAUGGUCAGUGUAUACCCAGUAGAUAUCGAUGCGAUGGUCGGCAAGACUGCGCUGAUAACUCAGAUGAACUGGAUGCAAGUUGUGUCCUUACAAGUGCACCAGAUACAAACAGCUGCCCUCCACAACAGUUCGCAUGUAAAAAUGGCGAAUGCGUUGACCGGGUUUAUCUCUGUGAUGGGAUCCCAGAUUGCGGAGAUGGAUCAGACGAAAGAGACUGCAUUCCAACAGAAGACGACAUAGUGUGUGGAACCAACCAAUUCCUAUGCAAUUCUGGGGAAUGUAUUAGUGCAAGCAAAAUAUGUGAUAAAAAGAAAGAUUGCAAUGACAAUUCUGAUGAACUACCAUGCGAUUUUGCAGAUAAUCGACAAUGUACGGCAGACGAGUUCAGGUGUAAAGAUGGUGGAUGCAUAGAGAAGGAGUGGAGGUGUGACAAUGUUCCCGACUGCGCUGAUGCCUCGGAUGAAAUUGAUUGUUGCAGUACCAGUGAAUUCCAGUGUGGUGAUGGUUUUUGCAUCCCAGACUUCAAAAAAUGUGAUGGAACCUAUGACUGUAUUGAUGGAUCUGAUGAGCGUGCAGAAUGUGAAUGUCGCACAAAUGAGUUCCAGUGCAAAGAUGGUGCUUGUAUCUCAAGUACAGGGAAGUGCAAUGGCUAUGCAGAGUGCUUGGAUGGAUCUGAUGAACAAGACUGUGGCUGUGGCCCCAUAGAGUGGCAAUGUGAAACAGGAGAGUGUAUUUUCACCACUGAAAGAUGUAAUGGCGUAAGGGAGUGUCCUGAUGGCUCAGACGAAAGGGACUGUCCAGAUUCUUCGAAGCCUUGCUACGAAGGCCAGUUCCGGUGCAGCACUGGCGAGUGCAUUGACAACUCUCGCCUCUGCGAUGGUUACGAUGACUGUGAUGACGGCCAGGAUGAGACUUUUUGUCCCCCCAACUUCAACUUCCCUUCCACCACUACCCCUGUAUAUGCCCCAGACACCUCAGGUUUUGCACAGGGUUGCACUUCUAAUGAGUUCGUCUGUGACUCUGGAGACUGUGUUUCCACUGGAGUUGUUUGUGAUGGGAUUGUUGACUGCAACGAUGGCUCGGAUGAAGCUGACUGCACUGGAACGGCCCGCACCUGUGCUUCUUAUGAAUUUACGUGUGGCGAUGGAACGUGUAUCUAUGACAGUGCAAAAUGUGAUGGUCGCUAUGAUUGUGCUGACGGAUCAGAUGAGCUGGAGUGUUUCCCAAACCGAUCUUGUGAAGACUAUGAAUUCACUUGUGGUGAUGGUACAUGUGUGUCUGUAACUGUACGAUGUGAUGGACAAGAGGAUUGCCGUGAUGGCUCAGAUGAGCUUAACUGUCGUCCGCGUCCUCCACCACGGUGCCAAGCAAACGAGUUUCAGUGUAGAGGUGGACGGUGCAUACCUGAUUAUGCUCGUUGUGAUGGCAAACGAGACUGCCGUGAUGGCUCAGACGAAACUUCAUGCAUUACUACGACAACUACGACUACUCAACCACCAUUUAUACCGUCAGCGAAUCUUUUCCAAUGUGCUGAUGGCAAUUACAUUAACGACUACUUACGCUGCGAUGGAAGAAGAGAUUGUAAUGACGGCAGUGAUGAAGUACAGUGCGCAGGCACCGACACAGUGAACCUGAGAACAUACCCAUCUGAGCAGACCAUCCAGCAGAGUCGUGAAGUGGUGUUCCAGUGCAGAGAUGAAGGUCCUAUACGUGCUCCAGUGCGUUGGUCGAGGGAAGGAAACAGAGCUAUGCCUGUUGGUACAACAGACAACAUGGGACGUUUGACCAUGCCUAACAUCCAGAUUGAGCAUCAAGGCACAUAUUACUGUGAAGCGCAGGGUGUGAGUCCGUCAAUGCCGGGAAGAAAGCCUGUAUAUUUGCAAGUUAUUCCAUAUGUGGCACCAACCUUACCUCCUGUGGUAGUAUGCAGUGUCAUUGAGGCAACAUGCAUGAAUGGACAGUGUAUCGAUAAGGACAAAGUAUGCGACGGAGUCUAUGACUGCGAUGAUGCCUCUGACGAGAUGAGAUGUAAUCCACUAGGAUGUGAACCCAAUGAAUACCAAUGUGACAACAAACGAUGUGUUCUGAAGACAUGGUUGUGUGACUCAGAUGAUGAUUGUGGAGAUGGAUCUGAUGAGAGAGAAUGUGUGACUAAUGCACCAGGAUCAGCAUGCAGAUACAACGAGUUUACCUGUCUCAAUGGCAGUCAAUGUAUUCCAAAAUCUUUCCACUGUGAUGGGGAAGUUGACUGUCUGGAUGGAUCAGAUGAACAGAGGUGCACCAAGCCAAUUGUUGUGGAGCCUCCCCCUCGCAACAUUAUGGUCCAAGUAGGCGAAACAUUCACCAUCACUUGCAGAGUCAUUGGCGUUCCGACUCCAACUGUCAUUUGGAGACUCAACUGGGGACAUGUGCCCGAUAAAUGUCAAAUGACCAGUGUGGAUGGGCAGGGUGCUCUAACAUGUCCAGGUGUUCAGCCAACAGACCAGGGUGCUUAUUCUUGUGAGGCAAUUAACAGCCUAGGUUCAGUCUUUGCUCAACCUGACUGCAUUGUCCAAGUGAAGGGCAGCUCUCCACAGUGUCAGCCACCUCUCUUCAACGCAGGUGCUGUUACUGCAGAGGAGUGCCUCACAUGCUUCUGCUUUGGGGCCACAGAACAGUGCUACUCCACAGACAGAUAUAUUACUCAGUUACCUCCUCCUGCUAAUGAUUCAUAUCAGCUGAUAGGAGUUAAUCAAGACCAGUUCAAGGGCAAUUAUAUAGUGCGUACAAAACAGUAUCAACAAUCCUCACGCUUCCUCAGUCCUCAGUCAUCUAAUGCAGUCCAGCUCAAUGUCGACAGAUCCAAGCUGGAGGGCCCCAGUGACCUCAUUGUGUAUUUCUCCCUUCCUGAUAGUCACAAGGGCCAGCAAUUGACAUCAUAUGGUGGAUACCUUAGAUACAAGAUCAAGUAUUCCAGCACUGUUGCUUCACAGACUAUCAAGGGACCAGAUGUGAUCAUGGUGGGUAAUGACAUCACACUCAUGCAUGUUCAUGAUGGAGACUUCAAGCCUGACUUCGAAAACCAAGUGGAUGUAAGGUUUGAGAUUGGUCAGUGGUUCAAGCGUGUAGUUGGCCGCGGACAAAUUGUUCAGAGCCAAGAGCCGGCAAACAGAGAAGAAAUCAUGAUGGUGCUUGAGAAUAUUGAAUUACUACUGAUUCGAGCACUGUACACUGAUGCUUACUAUGUAGUGUCUACGCUCUCAGAAGUUCAAAUGGAUACUGCUGUCAUUCAUGAUAAUACCCAGGGAAGAGCUGUGUUGGUAGAAGAGUGCCGUUGCCCAACAGGCUAUGUAGGAUUGUCUUGCCAGGAUUGUGCUCCCAACUACAAGCGUGUUUCUGAUGGACCUUGGCUUGGACGUUGUGUGCCAGAUGUUGAAUGCCGCCCUGGAGAGUAUGGAGACCCAGCCAAUGGUAUUCCCUGCUUGCCAUGCCCUUGUCCGCUCACAACACCCACCAACCAAUUUAGCUCCACGUGCUUCUUGGACAGUGAUGGCCAGGUGACUUGUAAUUGCCUCCAGGGCUACCAAGGGCGGCGUUGCGAGGUCUGCGCCAGCGGUUAUGAGGGCAACCCCAAUGUGCCUGGUGAUUCAUGCCGGCCAGUUCCUCCGUCAUGUGAAUGGUAUGAGUUCAUUUGUGGAGACAUGUCAGGCUGCGUUCACAAGGAUAAACGCUGUGAUUCCAACAAGGAUUGUCCCGAUGGCUCGGAUGAGGAGUUCUGUGAGACUGUAUGCAUGACAACCUUCACAUGUCCUGACGGUACAGUCCACCCCUGGUCCCGUCGGUGUGACGGCAUAAAGGACUGCUUCAAUUAUGAAGAUGAGAGGGAAUGUGAUGUGUGCUUUAAUAGUGGCCACAAAUGCAGUGAUCGGCACUGUAUUCAUUUUGAACGCAUCUGUGAUGGGCAUCAGGAUUGUUAUGAUGGAAGUGAUGAGUUUCCUGAGAACUGUCUGGAUUACCUUCCCUGUGACCACAUAAGCAAGUGGACGUGUGAUGAUCGUACUUGCAUCGAUAGAAGAGAUCACUGUAAUGGUGUUUUUGAUUGUCCCGAUGGGUCUGAUGAGCUUUACUGCAACUGCUCUUGCACAUCACCAAAUCAGUUCAAAUGUCAAGAUGGGACAUGUCUGUCAGCCAGAGUCCGUUGUAAUGGUCAAGCAGAUUGCAAAGAUGGAUCAGAUGAAUGGGGAUGUUGCAAUGAAGCCACUGAACAUGCAUGUGGAGAUGGAACCUGCAUUGAUCGUCGCAGAGUGUGUGAUGGCCAGUAUGACUGUUCAGAUUAUAGUGAUGAGCCAUCCUACUGUGCCAGGAACUGUGACCCCAAUACAAUGCAUCAGUGUGGAGAUGGAACAUGUAUAGACCGAAGAAGAGUCUGUGAUGGUCAGUAUGACUGUUCAGAUUAUAGUGACGAGCCUUCCUACUGUCGUGAAAUUUGUGACCCCAAUAAAAUGCACCAGUGUGGAGAUGGAACAUGUAUAGAUAGAAGAAGAGUCUGUGAUGGUCAGUAUGACUGCACCGAUUACAGUGAUGAGCCCUCCACUUGCCAGACAUACUGUGAUGAUCAGUAUGAAUUUACGUGCAGGAAUGGAGAUUGCAUCGAUCGUCGACGAUACUGUGAUGGUUACAGUGAUUGCAGAGAUGGCAGUGAUGAAUACAAUUGCCCGCAGAAAUGUUCUGAGUAUGAGUUCCAAUGUGGUGAUGGCACCUGCAUAGAUCAAAGACAGUUAUGCGAUGGAAGGGCUGAUUGUAGGGAUAGUAGUGAUGAGAGUCAACAGGCAGGAUGUUGCGUUGGUCCCUAUUACUUCCAGUGCCGCAAUGGAGAUUGCAUAGAUGCCAGUCUAGUCUGCGAUUAUCGCGAAAAUUGUUAUGAUGGUUCUGAUGAAUAUGGUUGCUCUGUAGACUGCAAUCCAUCUGGUAGCUACUCCGUUCAAGCAGACCCUGUCACUGGUCUUUGUCAAUGCAAG
Messenger RNA from Penaeus vannamei (Pacific white shrimp), 10666 nucleotides. The record is from RefSeq and is a predicted model, not a curated record. Lineage: Eukaryota; Metazoa; Arthropoda; Malacostraca; Decapoda; Penaeidae.